Molecule: messenger RNA, 690 nt
Organism: Gaeumannomyces tritici R3-111a-1
Lineage: Eukaryota; Fungi; Ascomycota; Sordariomycetes; Magnaporthales; Magnaporthaceae
Product: elongation factor 1-beta
Exons: 5
Coding region: 1-690 (229 amino acids)
Biological process (GO): translational elongation
Cellular component (GO): cytosol; eukaryotic translation elongation factor 1 complex
Molecular function (GO): translation elongation factor activity; guanyl-nucleotide exchange factor activity
Source: RefSeq, a predicted model, not a curated record
AUGGGUUUCGUUGACAUCCUCACCGGUGCUGGCCUUGCCACGCUCGACAGCUGGCUGAACACCCGCUCCUACAUUGUCGGAACCGCUGCCACCCAGGCUGAUGUCGUCACCUUCAAGGCCCUGAGCUCGGCCCCCGACGCCGAGAAGUACCCCAACGCUGCUCGCUGGUACAAGCACAUCGCCUCGUUCGAGGACGAGUUCUCAACGCUCCCUGGCGACUCGGCCAAGCCCUACACUGAGUACGGUCCGGAGGAGGUCGCUGCUACCCUGAACCCUGCCAAGGCCCCGGCCGCCGCCGAGGAGGAUGACGAUGUCGAUCUGUUUGGCAGCGACGACGAGGAGGAGGAUGCCGAGGCCGCGCGUAUCCGUGAGGAGCGCCUGGCCGAGUACAGGAAGAAGAAGGAGAGCAAGCCCAAGACGAUCGCCAAGUCCAUCGUGACUAUGGACGUCAAGCCCUGGGACGACGAGACCGAUAUGGUGGCCCUGGAGGCGGCUGUUCGUGCUAUCACGCAGGACGGCCUGGUAUGGGGUGGCUCCAAGCUCGUCCCCGUCGGCUACGGUGUCAACAAGCUGCAGAUCACCCUGGUCGUCGAGGACGACAAGGUUGGUAUCCAGGAGCUUCAGGACGAGAUUGCCGAGAUCGAGGACUAUGUCCAGUCCACCGACGUUGCUGCCAUGCAGAAGCUGUAA